GUUGGUGCAACCGUCGGCGGCGGCGAGGGCGGGGACGAGAUGCCGAGGGUCAAGCGCGUCGUCACGACGGGCACGCUUGCACCGCCGCCGUACUCGGUCUAUUCGCCCAAGAUGCGCUGGUUCAUCGUCGGCCUCGUCUCGCUCGCCGGCCUCUUCUCACCUUUGUCCGCAAACAUCUACUUCCCCGUCAUCCCGGCCAUCUCGCGCGACCUCGGCGUCAGCGUCGAGCAGAUCAACGUCUCGGUCGUCGUCUACAUGAUCUUGCAGGGCGUCGCUCCUUCUUUCUUCGGCGCCAUCUGCGACGUCCUCGGUCGCCGGCCCGUCUACCUCUUCACCUUCGUCAUCUACCUCGGCGCCUGUGCCGGCCUCGCCAACACGCACGAGUACUGGCUCCUGCUCGUCCUGCGCGGCGUCCAAGCCGCAGGCUCAUCUUCGGUCAUCGCCAUCGGCUCGGGCACGAUUGGCGAUAUCGCGCCGCCCAAGGACCGAGGCAUGUUGGUCGCCGUGUUUGGGCUCGGGCCCAUGGUCGGACCUUGUAUCGGUCCUGUCGUCGGUGGCCUGCUCGCGAACGCCUACGGCUGGCAGUCCCUCUUCUGGUUCUUGUUCGCGUUCGGCGCCGUCGUCCUCGUCCUUCUCGCCCUCGUCCUCCCCGAGACGCUGCGAUCCCUCGUCGGCAACGGCUCGAUACCGGCUCGCGGCGUCAACCGCUCCCUCGUCUCGAUCUGGCAGGAGCAUCGGCGGCGGCGCGAGGUCGGCAAAGCGGCCGAGCCGGACGCGGCGAGCCUCGCGGCGCGACCGCCCAAGAAGGGCUGGAAGGACGUCAAGCCGUUCGCGCCGCUCAAGAUGUUCCUCGAGAAGGACGUCUUCCUCGUCCUCACCUUCAACGCCGUCUGCUAUACUUUGUUCUACUGCGUCACGACCUCGACCGGCACGGUGUUCCAGACGACGUACAGCCUGAACGAGUCGGAGCUCGGCCUGUGUUUUCUCGCCAACGGUAUCGGAUGCCUCCUCGCGACGUUCGUCAACGGCCCGCGCCUGACGGCCGACUACAAGCACGUCGCGCGCCGCGUCGAGCAGAAGCGCCUCGAGGAAGGCGUCAGCAUCGAGGAGCAGGAGAAGGAGCGCAAGAAGGACCAGAACGACCUGUCCCACUUCCCGAUCGAGCACGCUCGCCUGCGGUCCAUGCCCUACUUCUUCGUCGGCCUGAUCUCGUCGACCAUCGUGUACGGCUGGGUCGUCGACGAGGGCGUCCACCUUUCGGUCCCGCUCAUCAUGCAGUUCAUCGUCGGAUUGACCGUAACGAGCGUCAUGAACAGUGUCAACACGCUGCUCGUCGACUUGUACCCGGGCCAGUCGGCGUCGGCGAUCGCGGCCAACAACCUGUACCGUUGCCUCUUGGGCGCCGCCGGCACAGGCUUCAUCGACCCGCUCCUCAAGCGACUCGGCCCAGGGUGGGCUUUCACCAUGCUCUCGCUCGUUACCUGCCUCUUCCUCCCGCUCGCGAUCCUCGAGUGGCGCAAGGGCAUGAGGUGGCGGGCCGAGCGCAGGGCUCGACUUGCGCGACAAGCGGCCAAGGUUGAGGAGCGCAUGAGGGAGAAGGUGCGGACGUUGGAGAAGGAACACGAGGGCGAGAGAGGUACGAGCGCAGGUGGCGCUGGCUGUCCAAAUUCCUAGUCUAGAUUCACAUCACUUGUCUUGUGUAGACCUACGCAUCCCUUCUCUUGCAUGAUCGUUCAGCCACGCGCUCG
Messenger RNA from Rhodotorula graminis WP1, 1748 nucleotides. RefSeq lists its product as uncharacterized. The record is from RefSeq and is a predicted model, not a curated record. Gene Ontology annotation, biological process: transmembrane transport. The coding region runs from base 40 to 1674 and encodes 544 amino acids. The transcript is spliced from 11 exons. Gene Ontology annotation, molecular function: transmembrane transporter activity. NCBI's taxonomy places the organism in Eukaryota, Fungi, Basidiomycota, Microbotryomycetes, Sporidiobolales, Sporidiobolaceae.